This is a messenger RNA of Cherax quadricarinatus, 2980 nucleotides long. NCBI's taxonomy places the organism in Eukaryota, Metazoa, Arthropoda, Malacostraca, Decapoda, Parastacidae. The record is from RefSeq and is a predicted model, not a curated record.
ACUAUACUGGUUAUCGUGUAUAAGCUCAUUUCUUUCUGAACAGUGGCCAGUUAAGAGACAGGGCCAGGGAGAAGGUGGACCUAGUAGCAACCUGCAAAGAGGUGGGGCCAGGAGCUGUGGCUUGACCCCUGCAUCCACAAAUACAAACUACUGUCAGGUGUAUGACAAGAAGAAAAUUGGUGGUAGCCAUUCUUAUUUUAUUUCCUGAGGGAUGAAUAGUGAAAAGAAGCCUCGGGGUAGAGGUGGUCAGAAGACUCCAGGGAACAAAACUCAUUCACAGAGUGUCAGACAGCCACGAAAAGCAGAGCCAAGUGAUCAAAACUCACAUUCAGAUAAUCACAAGAAUUCUGCCAUAAAAGAUGCUCCAUGUCAGGUUGCAAGUUGUGAUAAUAAUGUCAAGCAAGCCAGUGUAGGAUGUAUUCCAAAGCAAGUCUCUGAUCUUGAAGGUGAUAACCAGAAACAGUGUGAUAUAAUGGAUACUAAUAUUCAGAUAAAAUCUCAAAUUCCAAAUAGCAGUAACAGGAAUAUGACUGAACAGGAUUUUUAUGCAAAUAGUUUGCAAAAUAUUGAGACUGCACCACAAACUUUGAAUCAAAUGGAUGAACAAGCCAGUGGAGGAUGUAUUCCAAAGCAAGUCUCUGAUCUUGAAUGUGAUAACCAGAAACAGUGUGAUGUAAUGGAUACUAAUAUUCAGAUAAAAUCUCAAAUUCCAAAUAGCAGUAACAGGAAUAUGACUGAACAGGAUUUUUAUGCAAAUACUAAUUUGCAAAAUAUUGAGACUGCACCACAAACUUGGAAUAAAAUGGAAAGUUAUGAAGAAACAGAGAUACAGAAUAUUUGUCUUCCAGACAACAGGCCUAAUGGGUACAUGCAUAUUGAUUCAAACUGCAGAACUCUGAUUGACAGUUAUCAAGAAAAGCCUCAAUUUCUUCCUGCUAAGAAAGGAGAACAUCGUUUUGAAAAAGAAAAUGAACAGUUUGAUGCUGAGGAAAUUGAACUAGUUGAUGCUAAGAUGAAUAAGGGAUCUGAUACUGAAGACGAUGGAAACAGUAAUGCUAAGCUAAGCGAUUCCUUUGAUGCUACACCGAAUAGAAAUGAAAGUUUUAGUACUGAACCAAAAAAGCAGCUUUCCAAGGAAACUAAAGAUAAUGGUAAAAUACAUAUUGAAGGUAUUGAAAAUAUGGAAGAUAAAGAGUAUGAUCACAAAAAUGUUAAUUUUCAAAUUAUGCCCAAUAAAUGCUCUGACUCUUGCUCGCUGAACAGUAGUGAUGGUAAACAAAAUGAAGAGUUCAAAAGUAAGCAACAUGAGAAGCAUGAUAUUAAUGAAGACACAUUUUUUAACAAAGAAAAACAUGAUUAUGAUAGCAAAUCUCUUGAAGAUAAAAAUGAAAAACUUGCUGAGGAAAAUGUAAAGCCUGUUGUUAUACAGAAUGAAUGCUCUGGAGCUGAGCAAAAUGACAAACAGUCCAAGGGAAAUGUAGAACUUGAUUUACAAAAUGAAUGCCCUGAGGCUAGGCUAAAUGAAAAACAUUCAAGGGAAGAUGAGCUUGAUGUUAUGCAGAAUGAAUGCACCCAGAUUAAAGAAAGAGAAAAACAUUUAAAGAAUGAAUAUUCUAAAAGUAAACAAAAUGUAAAAUCUGUUGAGGAAACUGAAGAUUAUGAUAGUAUGCAGAAUGAAAAUGUACAUCCUGGUGUUAAGCAUGUAGGCUCUGAAGCUAAGCCAGAUGGAAAACAUUCAGAGGAACAUCACAGGCCUGAGGUUAUGCAGAAUGAAUACCCUAAGCCUAAACUGAAUGAAAAGUAUGCUCAGAAAUAUGAAAAGCUAGAUGAUAUGAAGGAUGAGACUGAAGUUAAGCCGCAUGAACAACUUGGGGCUAGACGAAAGGUAGAGCAAAAUAUAGUACAUGUUAAAGAAAAUAAAGAGCAUGACUCUGUACAGAGGGAAUACUGUAAAACUAUUCAAGAAGAGCACAUGAAGGAAAAUGAAGAACCUUAUCUUGGACAAAAUAAGUGUCUUGAAAAAAAGCAAACUGAUCGGCUUGUUAAGGAGAAUGAAAUGCCUAAUGCUGUACAGAUAAAUGCUGGACAUCAUGAAUGUUUUACAACAAAGCAAAUCAAACUGCUUGAUAAGGAAGAUGAAAAUAAUGGUCUACAAUAUCCUGACACUGAGGGUGAAGACCAGGUUGAGGAUGAGUUAAGAAAAGAAGAUACAUGUAAUGAUGAACAUGAAAAAGAAAAUAAAAAAGUUGUAACUCAGAAUAAGAAAUCAUAUGAUGAGAGGCCAAAUAAUCAACUUCAUAAUAAGCCAGGGGAAAUGCUAUUAAAUGCUAUAGUGAAUGUUACUGCUGGCCAAAGUGAACAGGUUGGUGUCAUAGAAAAUAUACAGUUUGAUGAUAGGGAAAGUGAUCAGCUUAAGGAAAAUGAACAUAUUUUAAAAAGUAAAGAGCUACAUGCUGAGCUAAGUAAAAAGGCAAAUUUAAAAAAAUGUGAAGUAGAUUCUAAUGAUGUGUGUAAGUUUUCAUCUAAACUAAACGAGGAGCAGAUGGUUAAAAUAAGUGAAGAACAAAAUCCUAAUGGUAAAGAAAGUGAACUCCUCAGUAUUAAACCAAAUGAAGAAUAUAUUUGUGUCAGUCAAGGAAGACCAAGUGAAAGACAAAUGAAAAAUGAUGAUAGAUCAAUGCAAAAACUAAAUGAUAGAUCAGUGCAAGAGCUAAAUGAUAUGUCUGUCCAAAAAAAUUAUUCUACCCCUGUCCAAAAUCUUCACCAUGUGGAAAAGAAAUUGAAUAACCAAAAUGAGGACAAAGAAUUUAAUAAUCAAGAGCAAGAUAAUAAGCAAAACUCCUUCCAAGAUGUGAAAAAGUUUCAGGGUCAACAAAAUAUAUAUCAAGAAAAACAAAAUUUAGAUACAUAUCAAAUAAUAAAAAAAUCAAUUUCAGUCCCGGUGGGGCACUCUGACAAUAUCAGUAAAGAAAAACAGUAG